This is a messenger RNA of Indicator indicator, 1456 nucleotides long. RefSeq names its product coiled-coil domain containing 25 (gene CCDC25). The record is from RefSeq and is a predicted model, not a curated record. The transcript has 9 exons. Bases 73 to 696 code for a protein of 207 amino acids. Lineage: Eukaryota; Metazoa; Chordata; Aves; Piciformes; Indicatoridae.
CCCCACCCCCUGCCGUCGCCAGGCGCUGCCGGAGCGGUAGUCCUGGGCCCCACGGGCUCAAGAACUCCCGCAAUGGUGUUUUACUUUACUUCCAAUGCUUCUCCUUCUGUUUACACCAUUUACAUGGGGAAGGAUAAGUACGAAAAUGAAGACUUGAUAAAGUAUGGCUGGCCUGAGGAUAUCUGGUUCCAUGUGGACAAGCUCUCCUCCGCACACGUGUACCUGCGGCUGCACAAGGGGCAGACAGUGGAUGACAUUCCCAAAGAGGUUUUGAUAGACUGUGCCCAUCUGGUGAAGGCAAACAGCAUCCAAGGGUGCAAGAUGAACAAUGUCAAUGUGGUGUACACACCAUGGACCAACCUGAAGAAGACAGCAGACAUGGAUGUGGGGCAAAUUGGCUUUCACAGGCAGAAGGAUGUGAAGAUGCUGACGGUGGAGAAGAAGGUGAAUGAGAUCCUGAACCGGCUGGAGAAGACCAAAGUGGAGCGUUUCCCAGACCUGGCUGCGGAGAAGGAGGCCCGGGACAGGGAGGAGAGAAACGAGAAAAAAGCCCAGAUCCAAGAGAUGAAGCGGAAGGAAAAGGAAGAGAUGAAGAAGAAGAAAGAGCUGGAAGAACUUAGGAGCUACUCCUCAUUGAUGAAGGCUGAGAACAUGUCCUCCAAUCAGGAUGGCAACGAUUCAGAUGACUUCAUGUAAAUGAAUUCCUUCUCAAUCAUGAGGUGGUCUGGGAUGUUUUAAUACUUCACCAUCGCUAAGAACACCAAAAAAAAAAACCCAAAGAAGUGAACUCUGACUGCAGAUGUUCCUGACAGGAGAAGAUCUGUGUUGUCUGCAUGUAGAUCUCUUUAUCAGAGACAUGGCUGGAAGAUCUGACUUCCCAAAGUUCUACAGACAAUGGUAUUUAUUCCAGGGAACGACUUGGUGCAGCUUUUAAUCCAAUGAGAUUUAAAGGAAAGGAAAUUUGUGCUGUUUCACCUCUGUCCUGCCAGUGGAGUGGACACAAACAUCAUGCUGCCACCUGUGUAACUCUUCUCUUCCUGCUGGUGAUGAUCAGCAGAGCUGAGGGAUCCCUCUGUAAUUGGGGGUGGGGGUGUGGGGGCAGUUUGGAUAUACUCACAGCUGCCUCAUAGACCUCCCCAGCUCUUGCUGGUGGUAAAUCUGGUGACUCCUCAUUAUAUUGUGAGCUCCAGCUGAUGAAGGUGAAGCUGGGCUGUGGUUACAGCCAAGGUGAGCUGCAAUAGCAGCCUGUAGCAGAGGGUGGGGACAUCCCUGCCCAGUGUUUUCCUUUAAAUCACACUUGAUUUGUGAGAAACCACUGGAGAGAGAAGUCUGUGAAGAAGAAUAAUUUUGUUUGUGGGCAGUGUCCUGGCCCAAGCUUCUGCCCCAGCAUUCUGUAAGGCUUCAUGGAUGAGUCUGUGUGGAACAGUUGCAAUAAUCCUUGCACCACCUGUAGAUA